CGUGUUGACGAGUAUGUUUGUUUUAGAAAAUUUUCAAUUUUUUUUAAAUAGGUAAAUUGUUUGGUUUUGCAUUUGAAGUGUAAUAAUACUGUUUUAUAUAAAUUUUCUUGUUCCUUGCCUUUAUAAUCGCCCGACAUAUAAUGUCAGACAACAUUCUUGUCAGUGAAGAUGCUUGGGGUAGUUUACUUUCAUCCAGAGAUGAAUUGUUGAAAGAGAAUGUCAAGCUAAAACUGGAAUUAGAAGAAAAAGAAAUCGAGAUGAAAAAGAUGAAACCUAUGCUCAGUAUUCAGAGAAAAAUUGAAAUUUAUGAGAUGAUACUUGCGCCGGAAUUGAAAGAUCCUACAUCCGUAUUUAACCAUAGUGUCAUUAAGGGUACACACCAGUUAAUGGAGUAUCAUGAAGCAAAAUGGGCGAUUAUUCUAACCAAAAUCAGUGACCCGAGAGUAGUACGACUCAACGGCUUAAUUGCGAGCGCAAAUAUAACAUCGUUAAUGUUUUGUCACACGAUAGGCAGAUUUUUCACAAUAGCUUUAGGAUUAGGAGGAAUUCAUGUGCCGGACCUCAAUAGCUAUGGUAAACAAGAGAUGGUGGAUAUACUUGAAAGUGACUUUCAUAUCUACGAUAAUUCGACCAUUAGAUGCAUCACCGAUAUUUUAAUGGUCAUGUAAUAAAAAUGUAACAAAUUAUUUGCAUAAUCAUUUUUUGUCUUCCAUGAUAGAUAAUAUGUAAUCAUUUUUUUUUCCUACGAGGAAUAUCCAUGUACAGUUAUACAACUAUCUUAAUUUCUUGUCAUUACGAAUACAAUUGUUUAUUGUUUAAA
Molecule: messenger RNA, 820 nt
Organism: Planococcus citri (citrus mealybug)
Lineage: Eukaryota; Metazoa; Arthropoda; Insecta; Hemiptera; Pseudococcidae
Exons: 3
Coding region: 141-668 (175 amino acids)
Source: RefSeq, a predicted model, not a curated record